AUGGCUAACCAAGAUGGAAAGCUGCCGACGGACGAAAGAGUGCUCAAAAGUUAGUGCUUAAAUCCUCCUAUCUCGUUGAGCGAUUCAAGAACGGUCCAUAAUAAUUGCUGUGGAACGAGCCUCUUUAAGUUUUGUUCUUGUGUUUUUUUUCUUGAUCUAGCUGUACCAAUGCCGCCGAUGGAACGACUUAAGGUGGCGGAUGUGUUCGAUGCGGACGGGAAACCCAGAGCAGAUGUCUUAAAAGGUCAUUUCUUGAAGGAGGGAAGAAUUGAAGAAGACGUUGCUCUUCGACUCAUAAAUUCGGGCACCGAACUUCUGCAGGAGGAACCAACAAUGCUCGAGGUCGAAGCCCCUAUAACAGGUACAUGCCACUGGUAAUUUAGAUUUUACAGGUGUAUUUUUUGAUAAGUGUGUCAGGUCACAGUCUUAUGUGAGCUGUGUAUAAGCGUUCGAUCGAUGUGAACUGCUGAUGUAGUGUUCUAUUUGUCUUUGUAUACGUCUAGUGUGCGGCGAUAUACACGGUCAGUUCUACGACUUGAUCAAGUUAUUCGAAGUAGGAGGAUCACCAAGUUCCACAAGAUACCUCUUCCUCGGCGAUUACGUAGACAGAGGUUAUUUUUCAAUCGAGGUAGGAAAAAGCGAACAACAGUAAUCCUUGCCAACCAUCGUACGUGUGUUCUUAUUUCGCUGUUUCUUAUAUUAUUUGUGCAUAUCAACAAAUGAUAACUCCAUCUUUUUCUUUGAAGUGUUGUAAUUCUUCCUCUUUCUCCUCCUUUGGAUAGAGCUAUUAGCAUUUAUCAACUGAGAUAGAUGUUUCAUGUCAUCCUCCCCUUGUUUCUUUUGCAGUGUGUUUUAUAUUUAUGGGCGUUAAAACUCCUUUAUCCUAACACGCUAUUUAUGCUAAGAGGGAAUCACGAAUGUCGACAUUUAACGGAGUAUUUUACCUUCAAAACAGAAUGUAAGUACCUCAUUUUCAGUUAAACUAAAUUAAUAAUUUUAACGCUUGUUUUUCCCUUCUCUGUCUCCUACCCGAUUCGACAGGAGACGCCUUUGAUAUGCGCGUGAAAACAAAAAUCCAUCUUCGAACAAUCAAUCAUUCGAAUUAUCAUUUUUAUUCAAAGCGCUCUGUUGAAGUGGACAUUGAAGUGUAGUUCGUUCGUAUGCAUCUAACUUGACAAAUAUGUUGUUGUUUUGAUAUUGCAUUUGUCGACUUAAAUUACGGAAGAACUUUGAACCUCUUUCGACAUUUUUCAUUUUACACACACCGAAGAGUCAUGAAUUAAUUAUGACAUUGCGCUUUUAAAAUUCACGACGGUGUAUUGGUGCACGCUGUUGGAAAAGGAAGGAUUAUUUUAACUUGAUAAUUUUUCACGCGACUUUAAAGUUACCGCCAAUUUAUUCUUUUCUUCGGCUCAGUAAAUGUUUUUGGUAAUGCUCACAUAACUGUAAAUAAAUUUUGAAGGAACAGUUAUUUCUGCAUUGACUUAGUUGACUUGACAAGGUUUUAUUUUUGUUAGAAUUUCUAAGUUUUCUGAUAUACGCGACACAGCUGUUGUUUUAGAGUUGAGGAAUAUCUCGUUUCCUAACUUUCAUCAAACAGGUGCCCCUAUUAUAAACCCCUUUCUAUCUUUUUGUUAAAUUGGUGGCUAUUUAAAAUUUUAAUUUAUUUCAUACCUACACUGUGACUUAUGUGACUGUGCUAAAGUGAAAAACCAGAAUUUAACAGCAUUGUCACACUUUAUAAUAAAGUAUUAAGAAUUUAUGUUAACCCUGGAAUGCCCAGAUCCAAUUGGACAGAUCUGAUCAGAAUUACAGUGUAUAUUUCUGUCUAUUGGGUCUGAGUAAACAUGAGGUACAUGACCAUUCUCUGCAUGGCACCAUUAAUGUCAUGUGACAUUUUUCUUUAAUUUUAACAUUGAAAACUUCUUGGAGUGAAAAUUUAAUGUUUAACAAAGGGAAACAAUAAAGAAUAAUCAAGAUCUUUAAAAGAACUAGUUCUCGUGCUGGCUGACUGUUGUUAAGACCCCGUCUCAGUUCAUAUUAUUGUAUCAACGGUCAGUGCUGUUAAGCUAUUGGCCUUAUGUCCUUAAUCCUUUCUUCGUCAGUGAACCACAUUCAUUGUCAAAAGGGUUGAGAAGGCUGCUACUUUUUCCCUCUUUUUUUUUGUCCCUUCCCCCCCCUCCCCCCAUUGUGCAGUGUUGACCAAAUCUUAAGUGUUUGUGCAUGCAACUGUUCUGUUAUAAUAAGAUUGAAUAGAGGGGAGGGGGGAUAUUUAGCAAAAGGAACAACCAUCUCUUUUGAGGAUUAAAAUGAACUACUACUGAGGAAGUUUGCCCCUGAUUCUGUGGUCAACAUGCUCCUCUUCCUCUGUCAUCCCUCUUCUUAUCACAUGUAUUAUAACAGUAAACUCAUACACCAUUAAUCCACAAAAUGUAGGCUCUGCUAUCAGGGUAAAGACUGGCUGAAGAACAUUCUUGAUUUAUAUGGAACCCCCGUGGUCAAGUUCCAUCACAAACAAAGGGGAACCAAGAAGAAGAAUUUGUUAUGCAAAAAUUGGGGCUUAGUGGUUAAAGUAUUCCAUGGUAUGAUUUCUUUCCAGGCAAAAUAAAAUACACAGAAAAAGUGUAUGAUGCUUGUAUGAGGUCAUUUGAUGCACUUCCCCUUGCUGCACUCAUGAACAGACAGUUUCUUUGUGUCCACGGAGGAUUAUCCCCUGAAAUCUAUACUCUAGAUGACAUAAAAAAGGUAAGGUGAUCUUGUGGAAAGAAUAUGCUCUUCAUUGGAAUAGUCAGUAUUUUAACUAAUGUUGCGCCUAUCAUUGCUUAUGAUCUAUCACUUUUUGGAAAAUCCUAUUAUGAGAUCCUGGGAUUUCAGUUGCCAUGACUGGCCAUUUUGUCAAUCUGCAGCCUGUUUAACAGAGAGAAGUUGUUACGUCACAUUGCCAAGGUGACAGAGUGACAAACAAAGAGGUCAAACCAUGGUGCUAAAAAUGUGGCAGAAAAUAAAAAUAAAAGUGAAAUAAAGGAAUAAAAAACUUGAUGUAUAUGACUGCCCUGUCUAUGAUUGCACUCAGGAACAAAACGGUAGAGAUAAUUGUAGGUAAUUAUGGUCAUUGUUCGUUCUACAUAACAUGAAGAGGAAGUGUGACCAGUUGCGUUGAAAAAAUUAUUUUUCUUGAUGCAAGAAGUCACACUUAAUUCUCUCUACUAUUUCAUGUAAAGGCAUCAAAAUGUCCUCCAAGGUGAAGUGUAACUUAAUGCAUCAGAUAAAUAAGCCUUGUGUUUCAAACAUGUUUUUUCCCCAAAACAGGUUACGUUUCCUGUUUAUAUGACACAGCAAGCUGAUAAAAUUGCAAAACAAAAAAAACUGUACACCUGUUUUCUCUAGAGAGCUAUUUUUUCCAAUGACUGAACUGUUUUGUGUUUUCUAUCUAUGUAUUUAUUAGAUUGACCGAUUCACAGAGCCACCUGCAUUUGGUCCAAUGUGUGACUUGCUGUGGUCUGAUCCGCUAGAGGACUAUGGCAAUGAAAAAAAUGCUGAACAUUUCAGUCAUAACACUGUCAGAGGCUGCUCAUAUUUCUACAGGUAUUAUAGCGAGAUGUUGCUAUAACAAACUAGAUUGCUUCUAGGGUUACUCAUUUAAUGUAGAGAUCAGCUAUUUCGAGGAAGGUUGUCGGAAAAAUGUGUAUGCGACAAUCCCGAGAGGUAAUGUGGGAUAUGUUCAAUACACUGUUAGCUGUCGAACCUACUUUUGUUGAUCCCUUUAGCACUCACAGACAUAUGUCCAGGGGCUCUCCUUUCAUUCUAUCAAAUUUCUUUGAAAACCAGUGAACUCAAUACCACCCACAAUACCAGGGUUGUCACUAAGAUUUAAAGUUGCCGGGUAAAUACAACAAGUAGGCAGGGAAUAAAACGGCUACGGAUUUCUUUCGGUUCUAUUUUUCUUCUAUUUUCCAAUAAAAGUAGCCGGGGGCCACUCUCUUAGUAGCUGGGGAAAAUCCCCGGCCCCAGGCUCUUCAUGACAACCCUGCAAUACCUUUUGGGGUUGUUGCGUGCACUUUAUCCGACAGCCUUUCUUGAAAUAGCUGUAUGUUGUGGUUCAAUGUUAUCCUUGGUUUGAAUUUCAAACUCCUUUGUUUCAAACUCAUUAUCAUACAUUUCAAUACCCCAAAACAAAAGAAAAUGAAAUUUAAACCAAGGAUAAAAUUGGACCACAACACACACAUAUAUAUAUAUAUAUUUGUUAUAGAAUUUUCUUUUUCUCUCUUGUUCCUGCGUCGAAUAGCCCUCGCUAAUUGCAGGCAUAAGCUUUAUAAGUUAUACUAUAUAUCUUAACUUGAAAUAAACUUGUUGCUGUUGUUUUUGUACUGUAUCCCUGCAUUAUUUGAUACCCUUUGUCUAUUCUAAAACAGAUAACACAAGAAGUUUCUUUCGUUCUAGCACUCAGAAGAAUGUUGUAACUUCUACUGAUGCAUUGUUUGAUUAAGCAGAGUUUCCUGCCAUUAAUUUGUUUUUAGUUACCAAGCAACAUGUGACUUUCUUGUGAAAAACAAUUUGCUGUCAAUUAUCAGAGCCCACGAGGCACAAGAUGCUGGGUAGGUAACCCUAACUUCUGGUUACAUUUUACAUUAAAUACGUGAAAACAGUUAGCCUUUUCAUUUAACAUUUAUUAAAGGAACGGCAGUACUAAAACAUGGAAUCCGGAAUCCGGAAGUGGAAACGGAAUCACAGAAAUGGAAACGGAAUACGGAAUCUGUGAAAGAAGGUUCCAAGCGAUCGAUUUAAAAAAAAUAUAUUAGCAAUGACAAUAAAAUAAAUAAACAGAUAAAAAGAAAAAGACACAAAUGAAUAAAUUAGCUGAGUAGAGGAGAGGAGACUGCUGUACCACUAGAGGAGUCGAUUCCGGUGAAAAGACGCUUGAUACCACUAUCAGCAAUGAAUGCAAAUUCUCAUGGGACAGCAAAGCGAGGAGAAAAACGUUACUGACAAAAACUAGUGCCUUAAGAAAAAAGUUAUAUGGAGACAGACUUCGUUUGAAUCGUCAGAGGCGUCGUUUAUAUAACUGAAAGGCGUCGCCGUCAAGUUUUUCUUAGUGUCUUUUCUGGGUUGUCUGCAACAGUGUUCAGGUUUAUUUAUCAAGACAACUUACUCAAGAGAACCAUGGCAUUGUAGAGUCCAAAGAGAAGAGAGAAUUGUGCAUGCAUUUGCUUGAUUCCGCAACCGAUUAUAUCAAAAUAAUGCGCCAUGUUUAAUAAGCCUCUUCAACAAAAAUACGGACGUCCACGUAAACUCAAUUACUGGUACACCAGUAUUUCAUCAGUAUUCAGCUUGGCGAAAAAGUUGAACUUAUUGCUAAAACAACGGAACUGUGGUCACCUCACCGGUCGGUCAUGUGUGGAGUAUUCAGUUUGGGGAAAAUCACUACUAUUCUUGACAAUUAGCUACAAAAGUAAUAUUUAACGGUAUUAUUCAACCCAUGAACUCGUGAAUAAAAAUUACUCGAAAAAUUACUUUCAUCGGCCUUGCAGUGCAGUAACCCACGCUACGGCAAACCUUUUUAACAAGAAUAUAUUUAAGGGAACUGCCAAGAAAACUAAGACAAACUGGCUCUUUGGAUUGUACUAAAUUGUGUAAUGUGAAAUUCUUUAAUUUUCUAUCAUUGAUAUUUGAUUUCGUAUUCCGUUUCCGUUUCCGUGAUUCCGUUUCCGUUUCCGGAUUCCAUGUUUUAGUGCUGCCGUUAAAGGAAUGCUUUCAGCGUGCAAAGAAAGUCGUGUCCGAUAGCCAGGGGCUGGCAGAUUUUGCUAUAGGCUAGUGAUUUUUGUUCUUAACUUGCCCAUCGGGCAAGUGCUGUUUUUUGGGGAAAUUCAAAUUACGGAAGGAUUGUAAUCAAUCCUGCUAAUCAAAAGGGGUUUUGGGGCUAGUUGAAAUGACUCAUGGGCUAGUACAUGCUAGCUACAGCUUGCCCGAAUGGCAGGCUGUAAAACUUACUUUCUUUGUACCCUGGCUUUAGACAAGAGUUUUAAAGUGUUUUCUAAUCCAUUUAAGUGGUUUGCUGUGAGAUAGUGACAAUUCUAAGAGGGCAGUCGGUAAAUUGUUGUUGCUUGAAGUACAGUAGAACCUUAGUAUAAUGAAGUACCAAGGACCUGGCAAAAUAUGUUUGCUAUUAUUAGGGUAUUAUACUAUUACUGGUGUGAAGAAUAUUUAGCAAUUAUUGAAUGAGGCUGAGUAGGAUAUGAACAAUUCUGCAGAUCGAGGAGGGUGUUAUCCACCAAGGCCGGAGGCAGAGGUCGAUAACACCCUCUGAGAUCUGCAGAAUUCUUCAUAUCCUGCGAUAGCCGAAUUCAAUAAUUGCUUUAUUAUUCAUUCAAAAUGCUUAGCGAAAAAUGCUUACCUCGGUCGAUGUUAAGUUCACAUCGAUAGUGCAUCUUUUUCAGGAAAUUUAGCAGAUAAAGGUCUGCUCAGGUCUGCAAAUUUACUCCAAAUAGCAGAUGUUGUCCGUCGAGUUGACUCCUUGCUGUUCUUGCGAUGUUUUUAGACAAUAUUUCGCCAUGAAACGAGUACAAUAUCCGCCUGACAGUUCCGCCAUUUUGUUCAAACGACCAAAACAACUCAACCUCGUCCCCAGGUUUCCUUAGUCAACAGUUCAAUCUGACAAAUUAUUGAACCGAUGAUGUCAUUUUGACAUCAUUGGUUCAAUAUGACAGUUCAGCGGCUGGUUAUGGUGAAUUAUGCGUGUGGUUUUACCCAUUCAGAAAUGGGGAAAUAUUUUGAAUGAAUAAUAAUGUUCAUUAUACCAAGGACUUCAUUAUAGAGAGGCUUGUUAUAUCAAUGUUCCAGUGUAAGAGAAUAAAUAAAAGAAGUUUUAUGCCUUAAGAUUUUGUCAUGUUUGUCUCGUUAUCUAGCUAUUACAGCAUCAUGUUGUUAUGUCUGCAAGUUCUGACGUAACAACUUAAAAGCCGUAUACAGUGUUAUCUUGUCAUGAUGUUAUAAUGUUGUUUGUGUAAGCCAUUGAUUUUUUCCCAUGUGCACACAGUCACAAGUAGUUUCUCAUCAUCUUUAUUCUUUCUGUUGUAGAUACCGAAUGUACCGAAAGAGUCAAGAAACUGGAUUUCCUUCACUCAUCACAAUCUUCUCAGCUCCUAACUAUUUGGAUGUCUAUAAUAACAAAGGUUAGCUUUCACUUCCGGCAUCUUUUUGUAUUAUCAAUUUAUUGCACUGGUUUUAGUUAACCCUUUAAGCCCCAAUAUCCACAUACAAAUUCUCCAAACUGAUCUCCAUACAUCCACUUUAAGAAUUAGUUGAGAGAAUUUGAUAAAAGAUCAUGGAAUUUUCUCUAUGAUGAUCAUUUUAGUAAUUCUCAUAACUUUAUUUCUUGACAAUCUAUGGAUACAUUUAGGAGAAAAUUGAUGUUGAUCGCUAUUGGGACUUAAAGGGUUAACUAUUUCAUGUCCUUCUCCUUUUAGCUGCUGUGUUGAAGUACGAAAACAAUGUCAUGAACAUUCGGCAGUUCAAUUGCUCUCCUCAUCCAUAUUGGCUUCCUAAUUUCAUGGAUGUGUUUACAUGGUCAUUGCCAUUUGUUGGUGAAAAAGGUAAGGUUUGAAAUCAUGAAAAGUUUGUAGCAAAUCUGUAGAGAUUAGGACUGUAGAUAUCCCUGACGAUCUCUUUGUGAUAUGUGAAUAAUAAGUGGGAAGUUGUUAACUGCGUCUCUACUUUCAGUCACUGAGAUGCUGGUGAACAUUCUCAAUAUCUGUACUGAUGAGGAACUUGAAGGAGAGGAGGAUGAAGAACAAAGUGAAGCCAUCAAAAGGAAAGAAGUUAUUCGUAGCAAAAUACGAGCUAUUGGAAAGAUGGCCAGAGUAUUUACUGUUCUCAGGUGAGUAGUUUGAGCACCAGAGAUAAGACGGGCUGCCUUAUGUAUUGAUACCAAUGAAAUGCUCCAAUCGCAACUUUUUCCUAGCCAUUCUGUAUCAUGUAGACAUUUCCAAACAAUAUUUUCUUGGUUUGCCACUUGAAAAUCGUGUUUAACUUUUUGCAUGAAUUAAAGCAAAGGAGUAGUGACGUCACUGGACAGCAUUAACAGCCAGUCAAGUCAGACGUUACUGAGGGAGUAAUUAUGACUUGAAGUAAUUGGAUGAAAGUCAGGCUAUGUCACCAUCGCACUUUUAUUAUUUUCUCGACUUAUCUUUAAUCCUUACUGGCAACAAGUUUACGCUUCCGUCAUCUCUCCUGAUUGUUGCUACUCAUCAUUUUUGUGUCACCCUUAAUGUCACUGUAAACACUUCUUUAUCUUAUCACUUCUGCGCUUUUGAUGGUAAUUAUGGAUAUCCUUAUCGUGAUUAUGAUUGUAAUCAACCCACCUCAUUACAUUACUACUGUUCCUCUUCUAAUCAUAGUUUCAUGAAUGUUAUCUUGUACUGCACUGAUUGCAUUGGCUUUAUCAUUGUUUUUAAUUUUUAGGGAGGAAAGUGAGAGUGUUGUUCAACUCAAGGGCCUAACUCCAUCAGGGCAUCUCCCUGUAGGACUCCUCUCUGGGGGCAAGCAGGGACUUGAAACAGGUAAGCUUGAUUGUUCAGUGUUCAUUCUAGAAACAGCGGCAGGAUUUGCUCAGUCAGUAGAGCACUCGACUGCAGAGUGGAAGGUCGUGGGUUUGAUUCCUGGGGCAGGACCCAGACUUUUAGACUUUUAGACUUUUAGACUUUUAGACUUUUUGAGACUUUUUAUGGGGCACACAAUGGUGAAUUGUAAGAAAAAAAUGGUCUUGAACUCAGAAUAUGCCAGUAAUGCUAUUAGUCCCCGGCUUCCCAACCCCCCUUUUUCCAAUGGAAUUUAGGAGUAGGCAUCAGUGGUUAACAAAAAGUCUUAAACAUGUAAUUUAUUCUGUUUUGUAGCUUUACAAGGCCAUGUAUUUGGCCCCCAUAACAAAAUCAGUGGCUUUGCGCAGGCGAAAGGACUUGAUCAGGUGAAUGAAAGAAUGCCGCCACGGAAAGAUUUGCCCAUACAACCUGGAUCCAAGUGA
Messenger RNA from Porites evermanni, 9016 nucleotides. The record is from the annotation of a GenBank genome assembly. NCBI's taxonomy places the organism in Eukaryota, Metazoa, Cnidaria, Anthozoa, Scleractinia, Poritidae.